This is a messenger RNA of Plasmodium coatneyi, 2064 nucleotides long. RefSeq lists its product as uncharacterized. The record is from RefSeq and is a predicted model, not a curated record. Bases 1 to 2064 code for a protein of 687 amino acids. The transcript is spliced from 3 exons. NCBI's taxonomy places the organism in Eukaryota, Apicomplexa, Aconoidasida, Haemosporida, Plasmodiidae. Gene Ontology annotation, cellular component: GPI-anchor transamidase complex. Gene Ontology annotation, biological process: attachment of GPI anchor to protein.
AUGAACUCCAGAACGCCUUGCGUGAUACUGUAUGCAGUAUCCCUGGUGGUGUGCGUGUUUGUGAUUUUUUCCCUGAACAAAUAUGAGAGGCAAGGGGUGCCGCUGCACAAGCUGAGCAGCACCUCUGUGUUGCUGCAGGAACUUUACAAUGCGAACAGAAGGGAGAGGCCAACGGGGGAAAGACAAAACUGGUCCAAUGGGAAGGUCUCCCAUUUUAGCAUAAAUCUGUUCAUCGUAUCAACAGGUAAGGAAAGAAGCACCAAUUCAUUGGGGAUAGAAAUGAAGGAAUAUUUUUCUAGCCAAGUUCAGUUUGAGUGGAAAGAUAAACCAGCUGCAAGGAGCAUCUCCGAUGUGCAGGAGUUGUUUUACGUGAACCCACUCCUCGUUAGUGAAGACGAAAUGGGAAGUGAUAACAUGCGUGAUAUUGCAAAUGUGUGUUUGAGCAGCUCCCCCGGGGAAGGUAGUACCCAUAAUAUACUAAACAAUAGAUAUUUCAUAUGUUUAAGUGAAAAACGGCAGGAGGAAGGCACCAGCGUCGUUUUCACGCUGAAGGGGAACAACACCAUUCACGUGAAGUUCACCCAACGGGAUAACAACCCAACCACUUACAAUCACCAGUUGGCCGAAGAAACGUGGAACAUUGUAAAGCGUGUCUUUUUUUUUAAGUCCAAAAAUCGGUCGCUUUUUUUUAACCCCGAAUUGGAUUUGAACUUUUAUUUGGCUAGCAGUUUGUACAACGAGGGGAAUUACAAAGUGAGCAAAUACAAAACAGGUUCAAGGGUGAGCAACGAUAAAACUGGUGACGAGUCGAAGGAUCCACAGAGUGAUGAUCCAAACGGGUAUGCUUCCCCCGUGAAUAUCGCCACGUGGGACUUUUACAACGACGUUUACUACCCCUACCUGAGAAACUUCAUCGAGCAGCUUCUGAACCUUUUUCAAAUAAAUGUCUACACGCAGAUUAUUGCCAAUAUUGAUCUGUUUAAAAUUUCGGAAAAGGUAAAGGAGGUGGAAGGGAAACGAGUGAUCAUCCUGGACAGGGUAAAUAAAUUGACGAGCAUUUUUGACGACGUCACUUUUGGGGACAUCCUCAGAAAGCCAACUUAUCACAUCCCGAAGAGCAUCAAUUUGGUGGCCGUUUUUCCCACUGGAGAGGAAAUUUUUUUUUAUAAUCCACCCACGGGGAAGCUGGAGACGACUGUUUCGUUUGCCGAGUGGGGCGUCUUCCACAUAAACAAUGCUUUCCAACGGGGGAACAUGACAAGGAAGAGAAAAAAGUUUGUGAACGUGUCAGGGGAGGCUCCUUUUAUUUGCGGUUUUUUCAUUUCCCAUUUGAGGCAAUAUUUGGGACUGGGGGCAAAUUUUUCCGAUUACGUUUUUACCAUCUUCGAUGCAGACAGGUAUGACGUAAAAUAUGUGCGAAGUGAGUCCACCGAUGAGGGCAACUCUUUUCUGUAUGCAGUCCAGAGUGAAGACCAACUAAACUUUUACUUUUCCUACGACAGCCCCGUGAGGAGUGGUAUUUUCCCCUUUGAGCUUUUGGCCCUCAUGCGGGAAGCUUACCUCUACUACGUGGUGGAAGCGCUGACCAACCUGGGCAAAUUCGUGUCCAUAUCAAAUGUGAGCAUUUAUUUUAGAGUGCCUGUGCACGCUUUGCACGUUUUUAACGACAUCCUGGAUAAGGUUAAAUGUAGCUUGGAUCUCAUGCGUGGGGCGGACGGUUGCAAGAUGCCACAUUUGGGGAAGUCCAUUCGGGAGGCCUUACACUCAUACGGUCAUCCCAUCGGGGGAAAUGCCAACGAGGGGGAUAACCGGACCGUGGAGGCAGAUCUAUUGAGGGAAACGUACUUCAGAGCGGCGGUCGUUUUGGCACAGAGCGCUUACAAGGAUUCCUUGCAACUCCUAAGCGAUGACACGUUCUCCAUUUACGAUAUCCUUUCGAAGGACUUCCUCUUGGCCUCCGUGCUGCCUGUGCUCAUCCCGUAUGCAAUUCCAGUCACGUUUUCUCUCUUCAGGGAACUAUUCAGAAGCAUCAAACUGGCCAAGGAGAAGCAGAAGGUGGACUGA